AAAAGUUCACCUGGUACACAACUUUUUCUUAAAGCUCGCUAGAUCAUUUGCUUCGGCUAGCAUAACUUGGAACAAAUUCAAACAGUUAUGUUUGAGUCGGGGAUCUUCUGCUUUGCAACAGCAUUGGCUUUGCUGGUCUCUAUAGCAACUGCUGAUGUAGACGAAUAUCAAUGCCACGAUCUCUACGAAUACGAUGCAUCCGUGAAAGGAACUAUGUCAAGUCCUUUCUAUGGCAAGAGGCAGUAUCAUAAUGGAUUAUGGUGUGAAUAUAGAAUAAGAUCACCAGAAGGCACCCGAAUCAAAAUAACUUUCAAAGAUUUUGAUUUGGAGCCUCCAGACCAGCUCUAUGUCUAUGGUAAGGAUAAGCAAUCAGUCAUAGGUUCUUUCAGUGGUUUCGAAAACCCCAGACCCAUCCUUUCCAACGAAGGAGAGAACGAGAUUCGCUUUCUCCUUCUAACGGAUUUCAUGGCUGCCGGAAGAGGAUUCCUUCUAGAAUACGAAUCUGGCCCCAAUAUGCAAAUCUGCGAGCCUGGAUACCAUGAAUGUGCUAACCGACGUUGUUACAAGCCUGAGCAGAAAUGUAAUGGAGUGGAUGAAUGCGGAGAUGGCACUGACGAGGAGAACUGCAAUAUCCCUGUAAUAAUUCAACCUGAAGAAUGUGGUCUUCAGGCUAUCAAACCAAAUACCAUUUAUGAUUCUCCUGAUCGAAUGGUGGGCGGAGAACCAGCUGUCCCCAACAGCUGGCCUUGGCAAGUGUCUCUUCAAACCAAAGGCAGCGAGCCCAAUGGACAUUUCUGUGGAGGUUCACUCAUUAAUAAUCAAUGGGUCCUUACUGCCACACAUUGUGUUGUUGGGUUGCCUAACCCUGGAGAGAUCAAGAUUGUUUUGGGAGCUCACGGCAAGUACACAAAAACAUCCUACCAGCAGGAUCGAUACAGUGCCAAAGUGAUCUCUUACCCUGACCUUGAAGGAGAUGAUAUCAGAAGAUUCGAUAUGACCCAUGACAUCAGUCUUAUUAAAUUAAACGCUCCAGUGACAUUCAACAAAGGAGUUCAACCUGCAUGCUUACCCGAUCUCGGAUGGAAUGCUCAACCAGGGUGGCAUUGCUAUGCAACCGGAUGGGGAGAAAGUAGAGGUUCUGGAGGAGCAGAAGCCUUGAAGCAAAUGGAACAAAUUGUCCAGUCCAGACAGAAUUGCGGGUUUAACGAACAAACCCAGAUUUGUGUAGAGAAGCCUCAAAACUCUCCCUGCCAUGGUGACAGUGGUGGACCUCUGCAAUGCAAACUCGGCGGAAAAUGGUUUGUCUUCGGAGCAGCUAGUUUCGUCACUACAACCAACUUCAUGAGUGGACUUUGUACUGGACCAGGAGCCAAGACAGUGUAUGCUGCUUCAUCUGACAAAGCAGAAUGGAUCAGAACCAUGAUCAAAACUUAUUCAUGAAUAAAUCUCAGAUUUCUAUUAAGGUUGCGUCUGCUUAUGUGAUAUGAAUCAACAUUUGCAAAUUGUUGAUUAAUGAUUUGUUACUAUAGAAUAAUAAAAAUUUUCUGAAAUAAU
Molecule: messenger RNA, 1554 nt
Organism: Argiope bruennichi
Lineage: Eukaryota; Metazoa; Arthropoda; Arachnida; Araneae; Araneidae
Product: chymotrypsin-like elastase family member 2A
Exons: 9
Coding region: 88-1440 (450 amino acids)
Biological process (GO): proteolysis
Molecular function (GO): protein binding; serine-type endopeptidase activity
Source: RefSeq, a predicted model, not a curated record